Hipposideros armiger (great roundleaf bat) is the source of this 1342-nucleotide messenger RNA. RefSeq names its product RNA binding motif protein 48 (gene RBM48). The coding region runs from base 37 to 1125 and encodes 362 amino acids. NCBI's taxonomy places the organism in Eukaryota, Metazoa, Chordata, Mammalia, Chiroptera, Hipposideridae. The transcript has 5 exons. Gene Ontology annotation, cellular component: nucleoplasm. The record is from RefSeq and is a predicted model, not a curated record. Gene Ontology annotation, molecular function: nucleic acid binding.
GAUGUUGUCAUUUCUGUAAGGGCCAAAGUCGGCAAGAUGGCGUCGAGUGGCGGGGAGCUGGGGACUUUAUUGGACCACCACGUCCAAAGAGCUGUGUGCGACACGCGGGCCAAGUACCGGGAGGGGCGACGGCCUCGUGCUGUCAAGGUAUAUACAAUUAAUUUGGAAUCUCGGUAUUUAUUAAUACAAGGAGUUCCUGCAGUGGGAGCAAUGAAGGAAUUAGUUGAGCGAUUUGCUCUAUAUGGUGCAAUUGAACAGUAUAAUGCUCUAGAUGAAUACCCAGCAGAAGACUUUACAGAAGUUUACCUUAUUAAAUUUGUGAAUUUACAGAGUGCAAGGAUAGCCAAGAGAAAAAUGGAUGAACAGAGUUUUUUUGGUGGAUUGCUUCAUGUGUGCUAUGCUCCAGAAUUUGAGACAGUUGAAGAAACUAGAAAAAAAUUACAAGAGAGGAAGUCUUAUAUAGGAAGAAUUACUAAAAAUAAAGAUCAUUUCAUGACAAAGAAGAAACUGGUUACGGAACAUAAAGACACAAAGUAUUUUAAACAGGACUUCCAUUCGGAGAGAUCUGGAUUUUGUGCAGCUGGGAACGCAGAUCCUUGUCUUCCUUAUUCUUGUGAGUUGCCUUUAUGUUAUUUCUCCUCAAAAUGUACCUGCUCAUCAAGAGAGCAUGUGGAUGGAGCAUCGAACUCCUCUCAGGAUGGUAGAAACCUUGGUGAAACAGUGGGGCACUGCAACCACAAUGACUCUCUGCAGAAAAUGCCAAUGAAAACUUUUAAAAAUUCAGUGGCCUGCCCUGGUGCACAGAAGGCUAUUAUUACUCCUUCAGAGGCAGUUGACAGAUUUAUGCCUAGGACAACACAACUGCAGGAGCGUAAAAGAAGAAGAGAAAAUGAUCUUAAACUUGGAACUUUUCUUGAAACAAACAUGAGCAGUAAUGAGGUCAUGAUUGGGCCUCUUUUACCAGACAUCCCUAAAGUGGAUAUGCAUGACGACUCAUUGAAUACAACUGCGAAUUUAAUUCGGAACAAACUUAAAGAGGUGGUUUCAUCUGUGCCAGAGCCUCCAGAGGACAAGCUAGACAGUGUACAUACAAGUCAUCCAUUGAAACAAAGAAGAAGAAUAUAAGAUUGGCUGCAAGUUAAUAUUUUCUAAGGGACUAUUUUUUAUUUUUACCCUGUCAUUUUAGUUCUUGAAGAAAUUUUACUGCUGGUAUUUUAAUGCACUCUUUAUAAUUUCAUUCAAGCUACUUGUCUAAUUCUGUUUCAUGUUUUAAAAUUAGUUUAUCAUGUACAAAAUACAUGCCAGCCAACUGUUUCCCUUAAUAAAAUUUUUGCAGAAACUC